AUGCCGCUGUUCGGAUCAUCGUCGAGAUCAAAGCUACCUCUACCUUUCCUGAGCCGGAAUAAACAGAAUUCGCCUGCUCAGAAGUCAACAUAUAGCAAUAACAAAUCUACAGGAAGCCGUCAUUCAGAUCCCCCGCCAGCAUACACACCCGUCUCAGCCACCUCGACGACGGCUCCAAGCUUCCCAGCUGCAUCAAGUGAGGGUGGCUCUCUGGCCGCGAGUCCAGACCAGCCAGACUCGUUUCUCGCCCAAUUCGAUACCGUUUUCCUCAUUGACGACAGCGGUAGCAUGCGAGGGGCCAGUUGGAAAGCUACCGAGAACGCGUUGGCCAAGAUUGCCCCCAUCUGCACCGCUCAGGAUAAGGAUGGGAUAGAGAUAUACUUCCUCAACCACCGCUCGGACUCCUCGAAUGGAGCAUACUCCAACAUCCGGGACACAGGACAUGUGCGUGAAGUGUUUACGGCCGUGAGCCCUUGCGGCGGGACUCCAACGGGGACCAGGCUAAAUCAUAUCCUGAAACCGUACUUGAAGGGGUUUGAAGAAGCUUCGAAGAGCAUGAGCCCCGAUGAACGAGACAAUGCGGUGCGGCCGCUUAAUAUCAUCGUUAUCACGGACGGGGUGCCAACGGACGAUGUUGACAGUGUCAUCAUCCAGACAGCGAAGAAAUUGGAUAGACUCAACGCUGUGCCAUGGCAGGUAGGCAUCCAGUUCUUUCAGGUUGGAAAUGACCCCGAGGCUGCGGCGGAUCUCAAAGAGUUGGACGACGCCCUAGCUGGCCAUAACAACAUCCGUGACAUGGUCGACACUGUGCCCUGGGAUGGCACACAGGCUGGCGGCGGGCUCAAUGCGGAUGGGGUCUUAAAGGUGGUCCUCGGUGCCGUGCACAAGAAAUAUGAUCGAAAGAACGCUACUGGCGGACGACAGUAG
Molecule: messenger RNA, 927 nt
Organism: Trichophyton rubrum CBS 118892
Lineage: Eukaryota; Fungi; Ascomycota; Eurotiomycetes; Onygenales; Arthrodermataceae
Exons: 1
Coding region: 1-927 (308 amino acids)
Source: RefSeq, a predicted model, not a curated record